AUGAAACGCUUGAAAACCUAUACACAAGACGACUCUGGCGGCUUGACCUUGCACUUCUCGGACAAGAGCACGGCGUUAGCAGAUGUACUCAUUGGCGCCGAUGGGAUUAGGUCCGCUACGCGUAAAGCACUCUUUGAAGGAUUGGCAAAGACCAGUCCAUCAGAAAUCGAUGUUCAACGUUUGUCAGAAUAUAUUGAUUCUAAAUGGACGGGAACCGUCGUUUACAGAUCACUGAUUCCGACUGAAAGAUUGGAGAAACUUUACCCCGGGAGUUCAGCUACGGGGAACAUGAUGUUUUACUGCGGCAAGAAUAGAGUCAGCAUUCACCUCCGAUUCUUUCUUGACAUUGAUAUUCUGACAUUCUUUACAUGUUAGCAUAU
Serpula lacrymans var. lacrymans S7.9 is the source of this 380-nucleotide messenger RNA. RefSeq lists its product as uncharacterized. The coding region runs from base 1 to 375 and encodes 124 amino acids. The record is from RefSeq and is a predicted model, not a curated record. Gene Ontology annotation, biological process: secondary metabolite biosynthetic process. The transcript is spliced from 2 exons. Lineage: Eukaryota; Fungi; Basidiomycota; Agaricomycetes; Boletales; Serpulaceae.